UUCCCUGUUUGCAAAGGCUCCUUGGAGGCUCCAUCCUCAGGGUCCCUUCCUUUGGCCUGAGCGGGAGGAAGGCCAGGCCCUCUCUUGCCAAGGCUCAGCCAGGCUGGACCUGUGGGCUUUCUGCCUGGCAGCUCCAGGGCCCUCAGCAAGUGGUUCAGUAAGUCAUUAGCCCAGUCCUCUCAGGCAGCUCCAGUGAGAAGCUACAUGCAUUUCUCCUCCUUGGGAUGUCCAUGGAAUGGGCCUCAGUGCCAGGUUGUGCCUUGUCUGCUGACCGUCUCCAGUCUCUGAAUCGGGAUAAAGAGGAACGAGAGGAAGAUGAUGCUCUUCUUCCGCAAGAGGAAGCCCAGCGACGAAGCCCGCAAGCGCCUUGAAUACCAAAUGUGCCUGGCAAAGGAAGCCGGAGCCGACGAUAUCCUUGACAUAUCCAAAUGCGAACUCUCAGAGCUUCCCUAUGGCGUUUUCGCAACCUGUAAGGUCCUGCAGAAGAAGGUGUUGAUCGCUCACACCAACUCCUUGACAUCUCUUGUGCCCAAAUCCUGCAACCUCCUGAGUCUCACAACAGUGAAGGUUUUAGAUUUGCACGACAACCAACUAACAUCCCUUCCUGCUGACAUCGGCCAGCUGACAUCUCUCCAGGUCCUAAAUGUUGAAAAGAAUCUCUUAAAGGUGCUUCCGGAUUCUAUAGGUGACCUUACCCAGUUGCAAACCCUUAACCUGAAAGGCAACAAACUGAAAGAAUUGCCCACCACCCUGGGAGGUCUACGUAGCCUGCGAACUUUGGACAUCAGUGAAAACUUUGUCCGGGAGUUGCCGUUGGCGCUCGCUCACAUACGGACAUUGGAGACACUGACCCUGAAUGCCUCAUCCAUGACCCACCCACCCUUUGAGGUCUGCAGCGCCGGCACUGAGACCAUCCAGCAGUUUCUGUGUGAAGAAUUGGGGAUUGAGUACAAUUCCCCCUCCCAGUAUUUACUCCCAGUGUUAGAAAGUGAUGGAGCAGAAACAUCGGUGGACGGGGUCAACAGGACGGUCUGUAAAUACAUGCAAAAUGAGGCUGAGUGGCAGAACAAAUUCAUGGACUAUGAAAAGCGGAAGGAGCAGAAGAUGCAGGAGAAGCUGGAGUUUGAGCGCUGGCUGAACCUGGAGCAGAGAGAGCAUGCGCAGCUGAUGCACCAGAGCAAUGCCCAGAAAGAGGAAAUACUUGAAAGCAUGAAGGAGGAGCAAGUGCGGCUGGACCAGGGACUGACACGACACCAGCAGCGGCUGGGAGAGGAGCGGCUGAAGCUACUAGGGCAGCUGAAAGAGAUGGAGCAGGGUGUUGCUGGCCGGAUCCAGAAACUACUGGAAGAGAAUCAAAGGCAAAAACAGAACUCUGAGAUCCUUAAAUCCCUAGAGAAUGAUCGGAUCCGGAUGGAGCAGCUGAUGGCGAUCACGCAGGAGGAGGCAGAGCAGCUGCGUAGGAAGGAAGUGGCUGCGGCCAUGCAACAAAUGCUCUCUGAGACCUACAAGAACAAGCUCCUUCAGAUGGCCUAUGAGUCACGCCGGCAAGACUUGGUGAACCAGACUUAUUCUAGCAUAGCCAAGAUGGAUCAGAAGUUUCAGCAAAUUCUGGCUUGGCAACAGCUGGACCAGAACAAAGCUAUCAGCCAGAUCUUGCAAGAGAGUGAAAUGCAGAAGGCUGCCUUCGAAGCUCUCCAAGUAAAGAGAGACCUCAUGCACUGCCAAAUCCGAAAUCAGAUUAAGUUAAUAGAGAGAGAGUUACUGCAGCUCACCCAGCUGGAGUUAAAGAGGCAGCAGUUGGACACAGAGGCUUUGCAGGAGGUGAUAGCAGAACAACGGCGAGCUUUGAGUUACCUGCUGCAGCAGUUGCUGAAAGAGAAGAAGCAGAGGGAAGAAGAACUGUUGGACAUCUUGAAGGAGCUGGAAUCCAAGAGCGAGACCAAGCAGGAGAACUACUGGCUGAUCCAGUACCAACGGUUGCUUGAUCAAAAGCCACUUUCACUCCGGCUGCAGGAGGAAGGCCUGGAACAGCAGUUGGUGAAGCUGCUGACCGAGCUCUCGGCUGAUCAGUACAUGCCCAUCUUCGCUCAUCAUCGGAUCUCACUCAAAAUGCUCAGUUCCAUGGUCCCUGCUGACUUGGGAAAGAUGGGAAUAACUGAAACUGGCCUGCAACACUCCAUCAUUCGGAGAGCCCGAGAGAUACAGGCAGUAGCUGAAACCAUCCCAGAACUGUUGAAACCCACGGAAGAGGUGGCACCUUCUGCUCCUGCCUCCAGCGAAGAGCCCCCUAGUGCUGAAGCUCCUUCUGCCCCACCACCAGAAGAGCAGCACUGCGAAUGUGUGGUCUGCAUGGAGCGACAGGCCCAGGUGGUCUUCCUGAACUGCGGUCAUGUCUGCUGUUGCCAGACCUGCUCUGAUGCUUUGAACACCUGCCCACUGUGCCGCAAAGACAUUAUACACCGGAUCCGCCUCUUCCACAGCGGCUAGACUGGACAGCCUUUGGCACUGUAUGCCCACCCAUCUCCCUUCCUCCAAUGAUGGAUGGAGAACAGUGGUUCCCAGGAUGGGUUGUGUGGUGGGAGGGCAUGCCUGGAAUUUGCACUACCUCCUUGCUUUUCGUAUGCCUACUGCUUGUCAUCAUUGUCCUUGUCGUGUGCUCACUCAGCAUGGCUGCCAUUCCUCUUCAUUUCCUUCAGCAGCUAGCUGAAGCCCACUGGUUAGCUCCAUAACCAUCCUGUUUGGGCAGAGUGUGCAUGCAGGAAGAAGUUUAACCUGGCCGCAAAGGCUUACUGAAAGCCAUCCCUAACUCUCAUGGAACCUCCAAGAGCUGUUCUUUAGCUAGCAGUUCAGUUGUGUGAAAUGAAUAUUUAUAAAUGCCAGGGAGGUAAACCCUGCAGACUCUAAUGGAGGCAGAGUCCCUUACAUUUGUCUACCAGAGAGAAAUGUAUGCAGAGGGAGAUUUUCAGUCAUCAUAGGUGCUGCCAUGGCUGCAGCCAGGAGGACACAGGGUGACAUGUUUGUCUAUUGCUCUGUGAAGAAGUAGUUGCCAGUUGUGGUCAUCACCUUUGCCUGUUCUUAGGACAGACCAUUGUAAUGGUGGAGGCUGGUGGGCAUAGUUCAAUGCAUCUGGCAGGUAUGACUGAUGUAGAGAUGAGGCCAAGGUAUUUUCAUCCAUUUGCUAGGCCAUAUUAGUAGUAUGAACCCCUCUCUCUCAGAGGGAGGUUGCAGUCAAUGGCCUAUGUUGUCCUUUCCAACUCUGUGUUGUAGUGCCUGUGCUUUCUUUUCCAUUAACUUAGAGAGGGAGUAGAG
Molecule: messenger RNA, 3309 nt
Organism: Sceloporus undulatus (fence lizard)
Lineage: Eukaryota; Metazoa; Chordata; Lepidosauria; Squamata; Phrynosomatidae
Gene: LRSAM1
Product: leucine rich repeat and sterile alpha motif containing 1
Exons: 25
Coding region: 316-2487 (723 amino acids)
Molecular function (GO): protein binding
Source: RefSeq, a predicted model, not a curated record